Molecule: messenger RNA, 1038 nt
Organism: Anguilla rostrata (American eel)
Lineage: Eukaryota; Metazoa; Chordata; Actinopteri; Anguilliformes; Anguillidae
Product: hepatic lectin-like
Exons: 9
Coding region: 131-856 (241 amino acids)
Molecular function (GO): signaling receptor activity
Source: RefSeq, a predicted model, not a curated record
CUAAGAGACCAGGAGGUGGAAAUAAGGAUUGGCUUAGAGAUACAAAAGAGAGAGUGGAACUUAGCCUGAACCAACUUGUCACUUGACUGACAGAUGUACAGGCUGGUGAAGAGCUGUCCUGUCUAAAGUGAUGGAUUCCGAUGGAUACGAUCGAUUCACUGGGCCUGAGCAACACAAUAACCAAUUGUGGCAAAAAAUAGUCUUCUACCCAGGCAAGCGGUUGACUUUGACCUACUUACUGUAUGGGAUUGUGUUGCUUCUCCUACUGAUAUUGGUGCUUAUUACUGGACUCAAGUUUGCUCAGCUACACCAAGAGGUUUCUGACAUCAAGCUUCUGCUCACGUCAAUGAAUUUGUCAUUGGUGGAACCACUCAGCAAACUGGCCAAGGCAGAGGCUCAAAUCUCAGACCUAUUCCCCAAUCACCGCAAACACAUGGUUCCACAGCAAGGGCCCUGUGAUGAAGGCUGGUUGUUCUUCCAGGGCAGCUGUUAUCUGCUGUCCUCUGACAGGGAUGACUGGCACGGUGCAGAGACAAAAUGUGAAGAGCACGGGGCACAUUUGUUGGUCAUCAACAAUGCAGAUGAGCAGGACUUCAUUGGCAAUGUUGUGCAGCAGACAAGCUACUGGAUUGGACUGGUGGAGAAAGGAGAGGAGGGUCACUGGAGCUGGGUGGAUGGAACUGACUUUUUAACAACUCCACAUUUCUGGGAUGUAGGGCAGCCGGAUGACUGGGAAGUGCCUCUGAAUGGGGAGGACUGUGGUCAGCUCCAUAUCAGCGUGUAUGAUGAUCUGCGAUGGAAUGACGCAGACUGCUCCCAGCGCUGUCGCUACGUGUGUGAGCAGAAGGGAAAGUGACACGGCCACGUCUGUGGCCCUGGUGUACAGGUCAUUCUUAGAGCAAGCUCUGUAAAAAAGCCGUAUUUACUUCGCGCUCAUUAGUUGAAGGCGUGUGAGUGCCACAUUUUGCUAACAUUUUGUCAGUCAACCUGCUUAUCAGUGUCCCGUUACUUUGUAAAUAAAAGGUCAAUUCCUAAUAA